Panicum hallii is the source of this 645-nucleotide messenger RNA. Its product is annotated as neural Wiskott-Aldrich syndrome protein-like. Bases 1 to 645 code for a protein of 214 amino acids. NCBI's taxonomy places the organism in Eukaryota, Viridiplantae, Streptophyta, Magnoliopsida, Poales, Poaceae. The record is from RefSeq and is a predicted model, not a curated record. The transcript has a single exon.
AUGCCUACCCUGGACGAGGGUGGCCUGGCGGUUCGGCGGUUGGGAGGCGACCCCAAUCGCGGGCUCCACAUCCCCGGCGCCACACCCGACCGCCAGCAGCGUACCAGCCAAGGUCCCGGGGGGCCAAGACCCCGAGGUCCGGCCCCCGCCGGGAAGGGAAAGGAGAAGGUGCCGAUGCCGGAGCACCGGCACAAGGACAAUGCGGGUGCCACCCUAGCUCGGAGGGACGACGAGGCCCAGGGGGCGGCCCCCGCGCGGAGUAGCCAAGCCGAGGGGAGCAAGUCCCGGAGGCUCCAGCAUGGCGACGGCUCCUUAGUUGGGGAGCCGGCCCCCAAGCGCCAGAAGACGGCUGAGGCGGAGGGGCAGAGCGGAGCUCCACCACCUCCGCCGCAGCGCCAGCAGCCAGAGAGGAGACCGAAGGAGGUGCAGCGGCCUUCUCCGGGGCAGCAGGCUCCUCCAUCGCCACCGUCGAUGCGGCGGCUAGUGACGCCACCACCACCAACGGAGCCAAGGCCGCAAACCCCACCCCCACCGCCAGAAGUGCCAGCGGUCGGGGACAUCCACCAAAGGUCCAGUGGGCCUUCGGCAGAAAAGGUGGUCCCCCCAAAUGCGCGGGGCAGUUGGGAGUGGUUUGACUUUGUGUAA